Rhincodon typus (whale shark) is the source of this 3618-nucleotide messenger RNA. Its product is annotated as protein FAM78B-like. The coding region runs from base 854 to 1753 and encodes 299 amino acids. The record is from RefSeq and is a predicted model, not a curated record. NCBI's taxonomy places the organism in Eukaryota, Metazoa, Chordata, Chondrichthyes, Orectolobiformes, Rhincodontidae. The transcript has 2 exons.
ACCCGAAGAUGACAAACACCCGGAAAUGGCGAUGAAUGGGGAUGAACAGCUCUAUGCAGUCAUAGGGCAGAGGUUCUAUUUCAAAGCCCCUCCAAAGUGGGGGGAAGAGUGACAGGGACAGUGCCGGAGGGAGAGAGAGAUGUGGAAAGCAGGAAGGAGACUGGGCUGGAUGUUGAUAUAUUUGCAAUGAAGUGGGCUGCAUUGGAAACUGCCCUCAGCCCGGUUGGAGCUCAGGGACUUUUAUGUUUUGUGUGUGUGUGUGCGCAACGCUGUGUGCUGUUAACGGGCUAAUAAUGUGAAGGAUUGUGAACGUCAGUGUAGAGCUGGCUUUGCUUAUGACUAUAGCAGCGGCAGCCGCAGAGGGAGCUCAGACACACACACACACACAGAGAGAGAGAGAGAGAGAGAGAGAGAGAGACAGAGGGAGAGAGGAACAUCCUGCAAGCUGUUCCUGACACUGACCAGAGAGAAUUCUCCUGCCAUUUCUCUCCCUCCUCAGUCCCGGCUCUCAGACAACUUUUGGCUGUUUUAUUUUACAUAAUUUUUAUUUUAGUCCUUGCGUUCCCCCCCCACCCCCCCCCCCCCCCCCAACUCAGUACCUCCCCCUGGGACAUGGCCCGGGACCAUGCUCAGGGCAGACGGGGCUAAAGGAAGGCAGCUUCAGAGAGCAGGGGUCGUUAAUUCAAUCCUCACUUGCAGGGAGCGUCUCCCAUUCAUUCUCAAGGUGGGAGUUCCCUCAUGUACAGCCCCUUUGCUCUGGGUUGCAGUUAGCAGGAGUUGGGGGUGGGGGGGUGGGUUUGUUGUUCACACACACACACACACACACACACACACACACAGUGACAGGGGAUGAAUGAGCCAGGCUGUAGUGAGUUACCCUGAGCUCAGCCCCUCAAUGUUCCGCUCUGGAAGCUGCAUGUUGCUGAUAUCUCUCUGGCUCUACCUGCCCCAGUUUGCUGCUGCAAUGGGCUGUAUUAACAGCCUGGUCUGUAAACCCCGGGUCUGCCGUGAAUCCAUCUGCCUCAAGGAACUCUCCGCCACCAUCGACGACACCCCCACGGUCAUCGACGAGAGCUCGGACAUUGUGCUCCGGUACCGGACCCCAUAUUUCCGAGCGACCGCCCGGGUCUGCGUGCCCCCCAUCCUCCGGGCCGAGACCUGGGUGGUCGGCUGGAUCCAAGCCUGUAACUACAUGGAGUUUUACAACACGUACGGGGAUCUGGGCAUGUCCAGUUGGGAGCUGCCUGAUCUCAGAGAUGGACUUAUUUCAGCAAUAAGUGACUCGGAUGGAGUUAACUACCCCUGGUACGGAAACACCACAGAAACUCACACUAUUGUGGGGCCCACCAAAAGGGAAGUGCGUUUCACGGUCAGCAUGAAUGAUAACUUCUACCCCAGCGUCACCUGGGCUGUCCCAGUCAGCAGGUCUAACACUGCCCAGCUCACCAGUAUCAUGAGGGACCAAAGCUUUACCACAUGGUUAGUUGCCUCCAACACAGGCACAGGUGAAGUCAUUGUGCUGCAGACCAUCAAGUGGAGGAUGAAGCUUCACAUCGCUGUGGAUCCCAGCAAAGCGCUGGGGGAGCGGGCCGUGCUGCUGGAGCCCAUCAAGCAGGAGACCCCCUCGAUCCUCAGCAAGAAUGAGCCCAUCGCCCUCAAUGCCCUGAGGAAACCUAACGCCAACGACGCCCAGGUCUUGAUGUGGCGGCCCAGUGUGGGUCAGCCCGAAGUGGUCAUUCCCCCGAAAAUCUGACGGGCACUAGCGAGUGUGUCGACUUGCACAGGGGAGGGGGUGUUGGUAAUAGAGGUCCCCAAAGCGACACGCCUUCAUGAACCACGCACGAAAAAUACAACCGUUCUACCUUGAACUGGAAAUGGUUGUCGGAGUGUGCAGAGACCAUCACUGUGCUGCAAUCCGAUUGAUUAACUCAGCUACAACAAAAGGCCAUAGCACUGUGGGAUCAUCUCAUCAUAAAGACUCUUCCUUUGUCCUCGGCUCUCUCUGUCAAAGCAUUGCACAACUCCACAAAACUUUUACUGGAUCCUGUCCAGAACUGGAACUGCACUUGAACAUGAACUUUUGCGAUUUUAUUUGUUUUUGUAAAAGACAAACCUCUUCUCGCCAUGCUGCCUUAAGUUAGCAAAAGCAUCUCAUUGCAAAUGUUUGCCUUAAGAGAAAAAUGGGUCAAAGUAUUUCAUUGUGAGCAUAGAUUGAAUGCUGUCUCUUUAAUAAGCUGCAAUAUAUGACUGCAAACCACCAGCCUGUUUCAUCUCCAGAAUGUUUCUCACUUACAAUCCUGAAUUGUUUUAGUGUAAAUGGUGAGGUCCCACUAAACAGGUUUGGAUGGGGAAUCUAGUCAAUAUCAUCAUUGCUUAAGAAUCUUAAUGAAAGGUGACCAUAGCAACAUAGAAAAUAGGAGCAGGAGUAGGCCAUUCGGCCCCUUCCAUUCAACAUGACCAUGUCCAGGAGUUUCAAAUAAAUGGUCAAUUUGAUCAAACCAAGAUUCACCUCACACACACACAAAAUUCACCUCAGUUGUCCAAAAUCGGUGUCACUAAUCUCUGGAGGAUUAGUGGGGUUUUUUUUUUGAAUAGUAUAUAACUUACACAAAGCUGUUGCAGUUUCAAAGAUCUGUGUCACAGCUGCUAGCCCCCAGUUAAGAGUUCAACCCCGUGGAUCUAGAGGAUGAAGGGGUGACUUGGAAGGCCACACUUGUCCAUACAUUCUAGAACAGAUGGGCAGAAUGUCAUCCCUUCUACACAGUCAUCACAGAGAACCGUGCUGGUGUUUGUUUGUAUCCACACGUGUACGGGGCUGGAUUGGAUUUUUACUGUCCACAUGUCAACCAUCGAACUGGCAUCAUUCAUAACCGAGAGCAAGCCCAUUCAGCUCAUGUGCACCUUUCUCACACCAUCAGCAUAUCCAUCUAUUCCUCUAUUCCUCAUGCACUUGUCCAGCUUCCCCAUAAAUACAUCGACACUGAUUCAGUGUGGUGGCAGGUUCCACACUCCGGUGUGUUUCUUCUGAAUUCCCGAUUAGGUAGUGACUGUCAGGGGAUGUGGAGACAUCUCCAGUUUUCCCUGCACUAUUGAAGGCCUCGUCAGUUUUAAAGACCUCCAACAAGUCACCCAUCUGAUACUGCACUGACAGGAGAGUCUUUUCUGAGCGAUUUAUAGCUCUUGUGCGCCACAGGUAAUGUGACCUGAUCAAAAACAAUUCUGAGGCAUCAAGCGACAACUAGUCGGUCACAGGUAAGAUACUCAGCACAUUUUGUUUUUGGCUCUCAUGUGUCAGAUUGUGUAGCUCAUGACGCAAUGCAUCAAGACUCAUGUAUCUGUGCUGCUCCCCUCAUUGUGCAGCACAAACACAAACAGUGUUAAGGGUUAAUCAAGUCAAUAAUGUUAUUUAUAGAAUCAUGUGGCUGUAAAAGUUUUUGCAAACGAUUUAGGGCUCGGGGUGAGGGGGAUGUUGCCGAUACUGUGAUACACUGCAACACUCGCGCCUGAAUCUAGGAUGGGGUCCGUUUUCAUCUGAAGCUGUGAAAACUUGCGAAAAAAAAAUACACAAAGAAAAAUGCUCUUUGAAAGAGACAAUUAAAAACAAAAUGUGGAAAAACA